AGAUUGGGGAGGCUACCGGGCCCACCGCAUCGCGCUACCCCCAUUCCCAUUCCCAUCCCAUCGCGCACAGCUCACGACAGCAGCGUCGCUCGCGUCCGCACCAGACCCAACCGCACCGCCAUGCGGCGGCCGCCCUGUCCCUAAACGCCGCCGCCGCCAUGCCCGCGGACCCCAAGCCCCCGCGCGCGGGGGCCCUGCCCGCGCGCCCGCUCCUCCUCGCGCUCCCCUUCAUCUCCAUGCUCCUCCUCCUCUACGUCUACUCCACCUCCACCGCCUCCCCGCCCUCCGCCGCCGAUGCGACCGUCGCCAUCGCCUCCGCGGGCGUCCCGCUGACCCCGUCCCCGCCGUCGCCGCACAUCCGCAUGCGCCGCGCCCGGUUCCGCUCCUACGACGACUACCUCCGGCACCAGCUCAACAAGACCCUCGACCCGCGCCUCCGCCGCGUGUGGGCGACCCGCGACUGGCGCCGCAAGGUGGACGCCUUCGCGCGCGCCUUCGCGGGGCUCCGGCGCGAGGGCCUCCUCCGCAACGCCUCCCGCGCGCUCUGCGUCGGCGCGCGCCUGGGGCAGGAGGUGGCCGCGCUGCGCCAGGUCGGGGUCGCCGACGCCGUCGGCAUCGACCUCGCCCCGGCGCCGCCGCUCGUCAUCCGGGGGGACUUCCACGCGCAGCCCUUCCCCGACGCCACCUUCGACUUCGAGUUCUCCAACGUCUUCGACCACGCGCUCUACCCGGACCGCUUCGCCGCCGAGAUCGAGCGCACGCUGCGCCCCGGCGGCGUCGCGGUGCUCCACGUCGCCGUGCACCGCCGCGGGGACAAGUACUCCGCCAACGAUCUGCUCGACGUCCAGGGCCUCGUCGGCCUCUUCCGGGGCUGCGACGUCGUCAGGGUCUCCAAGGUCGACGCCUUCGGCCUCGACACCGAGGUCAUCCUCCGCAAGAAGAGUGACGAAAAUUGAAAGGUUAGCAGUAAAAUCUUCUCCAGCGUGGCACAUGCACAUCGAUUGACCUCGCACGCUGCUCACCGGACGCGGCCAAACCGCCACCGGUGGUCCAAGACGGAGCCCGACGACCUCCGAGCCGUCACCGACGACGUGGCAGCCAAAAGGAACAAGACAACUCUCUCAGCCGGUGGCCCCGCCCGAGUCCACGACAACGCUUGACAGGUGGGCCUCGCCGCCCGGGAACGGCCUCACAUGACUGAUAGUACCCUGACUCUAGCAGGUGCAGCAGAACGGGCACGACGGAGUGGACCGACAGAUCCCUCUCCAUCAGGUCGACUGCUCAAUUCACAUGCUCUUGCCAUUGCAACAGCAGCAGUUUACAGUUCUACAAGAUGUCAGUUUUUUUUUUCUUUUGAGGAUAGAUGACAGUUAAUUGCAGCUCCCGUGCCAAGUACUAGAAGCAGGCUCUGAAGAAUUAUGUAUCCCCUUGUGAUGUAAAUCCAAGAACAGGCAUCAGUUUUCCACUGACCAGAAAGCUCAAAUCUCGAAUGCUUGAAUCCUUGCCAUUUGCCAACAUCUCAAUUGUCAUUUUUUGACAAAUCAGAACUGAUCCUCGUGAAAUGCAAGAUGCAACAAUGAACAGACUCAUCGUGCAUCACUAGGAAUACCCAACAUAUUUUGCUGGUUGUCAUUGGGAAAAAAAAACAGUGCCAGGCACCGGUUUUGCAAGAACGGCACAUGAUUCAGCGUUACUAAUGGAUCCUCUGCCCUUAGAAUUGCGAAUGCUGCUAUAAACCAUUUCACUCUGCGUGCAAAGUAAUGUUGCCGGUGGUAUAGAUAUGAGAAACACGGGUCAUUUUUGUGCU
Panicum hallii is the source of this 1807-nucleotide messenger RNA. RefSeq lists its product as uncharacterized. Lineage: Eukaryota; Viridiplantae; Streptophyta; Magnoliopsida; Poales; Poaceae. Bases 159 to 956 code for a protein of 265 amino acids. The transcript has 2 exons. Gene Ontology annotation, molecular function: S-adenosylmethionine-dependent methyltransferase activity. The record is from RefSeq and is a predicted model, not a curated record.